Messenger RNA from Peromyscus maniculatus bairdii (prairie deer mouse), 2262 nucleotides. It is a transcript of the gene Rpn1, whose product is annotated as ribophorin I. Lineage: Eukaryota; Metazoa; Chordata; Mammalia; Rodentia; Cricetidae. Gene Ontology annotation, cellular component: oligosaccharyltransferase complex; membrane. The record is from RefSeq and is a predicted model, not a curated record.
CGGGGCGCGCGUCGCCGGCGCUCAGCUCGCGGUCAUGGAGGCGCCGGUCGGCUUGGUGCUGCUGCUGUGGUUCGGGGCCCUGGCCCCGGCUCCGGGCAGCGCCUCUUCGGAGGCUCCGCCGCUGGUCAACGAGGAGGUGAAGCGCACGGUGGACCUGAGCAGCCACUUGGCCAAGGUGACGGCCGAGGUGGUCCUGGCGCACCCGGGCGGCGGCUCCACAUCACGAGCCAGCUCUUUCGUUCUGGCCCUGGAGCCGGAACUGGAGUCGCGGCUGGCGCACCUCGGCGUGCAGGUAAAGGGAGAAGAUGAGGAAGACAGCAACCUAGAAGUACGAGAAACCAAAAUUAAGGGGAAAAGUGGGAGAUUUUUCACGGUCAAGCUUCCAGGUGCUCUUGAUCCUGGGUCCAAGAUCUCAGUCGUUGUGGAAACUGUCUACACCCACGUGCUUCAUCCAUAUCCGACCCAGAUAACUCAGUCCGAGAAACAGUUUGUGGUAUUUGAGGGCAACCAUUAUUUCUACUCUCCCUAUCCAACAAAGACCCAGACCAUGCGAGUCAAACUUGCCUCCAGAAAUGUGGAAAGCUACACGAAGCUGGGUAACCCCUCACGAUCUGAGGACGUCUUGGAUUAUGGACCUUUCAAAGACAUCCCUGCUUAUAGUCAGGAUACUUUUAAAGUACACUAUGAGAACAACAGCCCUUUCCUGACCAUCACCAGUAUGACCCGGGUCAUCGAGGUUUCUCACUGGGGUAAUAUUGCUGUGGAGGAGAAUGUGGACUUGAAGCAUACAGGUGCGGUGCUGAAGGGGCCUUUCUCCCGCUAUGAUUACCAGAGACAGCCUGACAGUGGCAUCUCCUCCAUCCGUUCUUUUAAGACCAUCCUUCCUGCUGCUGCCCAGGAUGUUUAUUACCGGGAUGAGAUUGGUAAUGUUUCCACCAGCCACCUCCUUAUUUUGGAUGACUCCGUGGAAAUGGAAAUCCGGCCUCGAUUUCCUCUCUUUGGUGGGUGGAAGACACACUACAUUGUUGGCUACAACCUCCCAAGCUAUGAAUACCUCUAUAAUCUGGGUGACCAGUAUGCACUGAAGAUGCGAUUUGUGGACCAUGUGUUUGAUGAGCAAGUGAUAGAUUCUCUGACAGUGAAGAUCAUCUUGCCCGAGGGAGCCAAGAACAUCCAGGUAGACAGUCCUUACGACAUUAGCCGUGCCGCAGAUGAGCUGCACUACACCUACCUAGACACAUUCGGCCGCCCAGUGAUUGUGGCCUACAAGAAAAAUCUGGUUGAGCAGCACAUUCAGGACAUUGUGGUGCACUACACCUUCAACAAGGUGCUCAUGCUGCAGGAGCCUCUGCUGGUCGUGGCCGCCUUCUACAUUCUGUUCUUCACCGUCAUCGUCUACGUCCGUCUGGACUUUUCCAUCACCAAGGAUCCAGCUGCAGAAGCCAGGAUGAAAGUGGCCUGUAUCACAGAGCAGGUCUUAACCCUGGUCAACAAGAGGUUAGGCCUCUACCGUCACUUUGAUGAGACCAUCAAUAGAUACAAGCAGUCCCGGGACGCCUCCACUCUCAAUAGUGGCAAGAAGAGCCUGGAGACAGAGCACAAAGCUGUGACCAGUGAGAUUGCUGUGCUGCAGUCCAGGCUAAAGACAGAAGGCUCUGACCUGUGUGACAGAGUGAGUGAAAUGCAAAAGCUGGAUGCACAGGUCAAGGAACUGGUACUGAAGUCGGCAAUGGAGGCCGAGAGGCUGGUGGCUGGCAAGCUCAAGAAGGAUACGUACCUCGAGAAUGAAAAGCUCAGCUCAGGAAAACGUCAGGAGCUGGUCACCAAGAUCGAUCACAUCCUGGACGCUCUGUAGCUCUUGUCUCCGGGAUAGGCCUAGGUCGCCUACACUUGAGAUGCAGUGCACAGGGAGAGGGAGGAGGUGGUGAUUAGCAAAAGGCCUCCAGAAAGAAAAGAAAGCCAAGGCCCGCCCACAGUGGUCUGGGAAGCCUGUCCCUUAUUUCUGUAUGGUUCCCUUUUUUAAAAAAACAAAACAAACAAAAACCUAAACAAAAAUCUUAUAUAGAAACAAAUAUGGCUGUGUCUUGAACAAAGGCAUUUUCAGUAGUUGGUUUGAUUUGUUCUGAUGCCUGGGGUAUUUUUUCCACCUUAAGUCCUGUUUUAAACUUUUCUAACUCCUAACGUUUGGCCUUUUGUGAGUGUAUGCAUGGUUUUUUUUAAAGUGUGUAUGACCAAAUGAAAAUAAAGGAGGGACUGUGAAAA